CACCAUCCCGUCUUUGAGUCCAAGACCACAAACACCUCCUCUCCUGUCUUUAUAAGCAAACGCCGUCCCAUUCUGUGCUCGGGAAGCCGAGAAACUACCCAGCCACCAUUGCAGCAAUGGCCGCUCUCUCUGGUUCUUCUCUCCCCACUAGCCCCAUCCUCCAGAAGCAGGCCGAUCAUCAGUCCCCUUCCUCCCAAUUUUUCGCCACCAUCAAGAGCAUACCCACCACCACCACCAGCAGGAGGAGCAUCAAGGUCUCGGCGGUACACGCAGCCGAGCCUCUGAAAGCCCCAGAGAAGGAAAAGAAGACCUCCCCACCAUCCUCUGGCAAAUGGACGCUCGAUGGAUGGAAGAGCAAGAAGGCGCUCCAGCUCCCUGAGUACCCCAACCAGGAGGCCCUCCAGACCGUGCUUAAAACCCUGGAGUCGUUUCCUCCCCUUGUGUUUGCAGGAGAGGCCAGGCACCUGGAGGAGAAGCUUGCUGACGCUGCCAUGGGAAAGGCUUUCCUUCUCCAAGGUGGGGAUUGUGCAGAGAGCUUCAAGGAGUUCAAUGCCAACAAUAUAAGGGAUACCUUCAGGAUCCUUCUUCAGAUGGGAGCUGUCCUCAUGUUUGGAGGCCAGAUGCCUGUCGUCAAGGUGGGAAGAAUGGCUGGUCAAUUUGCAAAACCAAGAUCUGACCCAUUCGAGGAGAAGAACGGAGUGAAGCUUCCAAGCUACAGAGGCGACAAUGUGAAUGGAGAUGCAUUUGAUGAGAAAUCACGGGUCCCAGAUCCUGAGAGGAUGAUUAGAGCUUACUGCCAAUCUGCCGCAACUCUCAACCUUCUAAGGGCAUUUGCUACUGGUGGUUAUGCUGCAAUGCAGAGGGUGACUCAAUGGAACCUUGACUUCACUGAGCACAGUGAGCAAGGCGACAGGUACAUUGAGCUAGCCCACAGGGUCGAUGAGGCAUUGGGUUUCAUGUCAGCGGCAGGAUUGACAGUUGACCAUCCGAUCAUGACUACCACUGAAUUCUGGACCUCACAUGAGUGCCUGUUAUUGCCUUACGAGCAAGCCCUGACAAGGGAGGACUCGACUUCUGGCCUCUACUAUGACUGCUCGGCUCACAUGCUCUGGGUUGGUGAACGGACACGCCAACUCGAUGGUGCCCAUGUUGAAUUUUUGCGUGGGGUUGCUAAUCCUCUUGGAAUCAAGGUGAGCGAUAAGAUGGAUCCCAACGACCUUGUUAAGCUCAUUGAGAUUUUGAACCCACAAAACAAACCUGGAAGAAUCACUAUAAUCUGUAGAAUGGGUGCUGAGAACAUGAGGGUGAAGCUUCCACAUCUCGUAAGGGCAGUUCGCAGAGCAGGUCAAAUCGUCACAUGGGUGAGCGACCCCAUGCAUGGGAAUACCAUCAAAGCUCCAUGCGGUCUGAAAACGAGGCCUUUUGAUGCAAUUUUGGCCGAGGUACGUGCAUUCUUUGAUGUUCAUGAGCAAGAAGGAAGCCACCCGGGAGGUAUUCAUCUUGAGAUGACCGGACAGAAUGUCACUGAGUGCAUUGGUGGAUCGAGGACUGUGACAUACGAUGACUUGAGCUCCCGAUACCACACACACUGUGAUCCUAGGCUCAACGCUUCGCAGUCUCUUGAGCUUGCAUUCAUCAUUGCUGAGCGCCUUCGGAAAAGGAGGAUUGCAUCAAACCCACUAAGCCCUCCUAUUCCUGCUGCAAUUUGAGUUAUUUUAUUGCUUGUACUGCUGUUGUCCUUUAAGUUUGGCUAGUAAGUAGUAACCGUUCCUUGAGUUAAAUCAUGAGAGUUCUCUUUCGUAAUUUAUAAGAGAAUAAAUAACGAAGCAGGAGAUGUUGAGUUA
Molecule: messenger RNA, 1844 nt
Organism: Nymphaea colorata (pocket water lily)
Lineage: Eukaryota; Viridiplantae; Streptophyta; Magnoliopsida; Nymphaeales; Nymphaeaceae
Product: phospho-2-dehydro-3-deoxyheptonate aldolase 2, chloroplastic-like
Exons: 5
Coding region: 117-1709 (530 amino acids)
Biological process (GO): aromatic amino acid biosynthetic process
Molecular function (GO): 3-deoxy-7-phosphoheptulonate synthase activity
Source: RefSeq, a predicted model, not a curated record